UAAACACAGCUGGAAACUUACCACGUAUUGUUUUUCUUUCUUUUAAGAAAUGAAAGAGGCAUUUAUAGAAAGGCCGGAGAACACUGUGCUGUCCAGAAUUACUUUAUAGAUUUAUUCCUCCAAGUCUGGUUAAUGAUUAAUGUCACGCCUGCCUGGGUGUCCAAAUGGACCCACUUCCCUACUCCCUUCCUGAAGCCGCAGUUUCCCUGGGAACAAUGAAUCUGCAGAGGUUUGCUGCAGUCUGAACUUGAGGAGGGGGUGGAGUCUGCUCAGCUCUGUUUCUCCCUGUUGAAGUGUGGUCUGUGGAGCUAAGCAAAGAAUGACUUCUGUGGGGUUUUCUUCUGCUGGCCUUCCCUGCAGCCUUGAAAACCUCAUCAGAGUCGCCUCUGCUGGCUUCUUGCUGUGCUGCGCUGUCAGAGAUGGGCAAGCAAGAAGCGAAACCCUGGCCUUAAAAUUCCAAAAGAAGCAUUUGAACAACCCCAGACCAGUUCCACGCCACCUCGAGAUUUAGACUCCAAGGCUUGCAUUUCUAUUGGAAAUCAGAACUUUGAGGUGAAGGCAGAUGACCUAGAGCCCAUAAUGGAACUGGGACGAGGUGCAUACGGGGUGGUGGAGAAGAUGCGGCACGUUCCCAGCGAGCAGAUCAUGGCAGUGAAGCGGAUCCGGGCCACAGUAAAUAGCCAGGAGCAGAAACGGCUACUGAUGGAUUUAGAUAUUUCCAUGAGGACAGUGGAUUGUCCAUUUACUGUCACCUUCUAUGGCGCACUCUUCCGGGAGGGUGAUGUGUGGAUCUGCAUGGAGCUCAUGGAUACAUCGCUAGAUAAAUUCUACAAACAAGUUAUUGACAAAGGCCAAACAAUUCCAGAGGACAUCUUAGGGAAAAUAGCAGUUUCUAUUGUAAAAGCAUUAGAACAUUUACACAGUAAGCUCUCUGUCAUUCAUCGAGACGUCAAGCCUUCCAAUGUGCUCAUUAAUGCUCUUGGCCAAGUGAAGAUGUGCGAUUUUGGAAUCAGUGGCUACCUGGUGGACUCUGUUGCUAAAACAAUUGAUGCAGGUUGCAAACCAUACAUGGCCCCGGAAAGAAUAAACCCAGAGCUCAACCAGAAGGGAUACAGUGUGAAGUCUGACAUUUGGAGUUUGGGCAUCACAAUGAUUGAGUUGGCCAUCCUUCGGUUUCCCUAUGAUUCGUGGGGAACUCCGUUUCAGCAGCUCAAACAGGUGGUAGAGGAGCCAUCACCACAACUCCCAGCAGACAAGUUCUCUGCAGAGUUUGUUGACUUUACCUCACAGUGCUUGAAGAAGAAUUCCAAAGAACGGCCUACGUAUCCAGAGCUUAUGCAACAUCCAUUUUUCACCCUACAUGAAUCCAAAGCAACAGAUGUGGCAUCUUUUGUAAAACUGAUUCUUGGAGACUAAAAAGCAAUGGACUUAAUCGGUUGACCCUACUGUGGAUUGAUGGGUUUCGGGGUGAAGCAAGUUCACUACAGCGCCAAUACAAAGUCAUCUUUCAGAUAAUUUAACCCUGCCUCUCAGAGGGUUUUCUCUCCCCAUUUUCUUUUUUUUUCCCCUCCAAAGGGGGCUUUGGAAUCUAGAGUAUAGAAUGAACUGUCUAGAUGGAUGAAAUAUGAUAAAGGCUUAGGACUUAAAAGGUGAUUAAAUAUUUAAUGAUGUGUCAUAUGAGUCCAUAAGCUUCUCAGACUUCUCUUGUUCUUUAUGAAAUGAAUGCAUUGGCCCUGGCAAAAAGGUGCUACAGUAGUGAUGAAAUUAUAAGUAGAUUUUUAGUGUGUCCCAUUUAUUAUUUUAAUAUUUAUGUUUUAAGUGCUUGGUUGAAAAGAUUCCAUUUUAUGCAAGAAGGGAGAUACAAAAGACAAGGUUGGGUUGGCAAUAUUUAUAGGGCUUGUAAUUUUUAAGUUCAGUCAUGUCUGUGGUCCAGAAGAAAUUAUUUAAUAUGCAUCUUUAAGAAUAUUAUAAAAAUAUCAUAAAGGA
Molecule: messenger RNA, 1986 nt
Organism: Microcebus murinus (gray mouse lemur)
Lineage: Eukaryota; Metazoa; Chordata; Mammalia; Primates; Cheirogaleidae
Gene: MAP2K6
Product: mitogen-activated protein kinase kinase 6
Biological process (GO): protein phosphorylation; MAPK cascade
Molecular function (GO): ATP binding; MAP kinase kinase activity
Source: RefSeq, a predicted model, not a curated record